GUCACACUGAUAGCUAAUUGAUUGUAGAAAAGUUACAAGUCAACGUUUUGUUUCAGAAAUAUAUACAAAAUAAUCAGUUGAAAUGUGUGAAUAUGAGUUUUCCGAGACGGCGUACGCUAAAAUCGUAUUCCAUGCGGCCAAAUAUCCACACCAGGCGGUCAACGGCCUACUGCUGGCCGAGAAGAAGCAAAAAGGUUCCGUAGUCCAAAUUACGGAUGCAAUUCCACUUUUCCACCAGUGCCUGCAUGUGACCCCAAUGGCGGAAAUAGCCCUAAAUCAGAUCGAUACCUAUGCUGAUGGCGAGGGAUUGGUGAUUGCCGGCUACUAUGCUGCACCGGAGAACUUCUACGACAAUCAGAUUGAUAAGGCGCCAGCAGCGAAGAUCGCUGACAAAAUAGUGGAGAACUACAAGAACGCCUGUUUUGCGAUUGUCGAGAACAAGCUGAUGUCCCUGGAGCACAAUCGGGCGGCGCUUCACGUCUAUGGCUAUGCGAGCGACUCGACGCGCUGGUCAAAGGCCAAAUAUUCCAUUGUGCAAACAGCACAAACGCUGGAGGGUGUUUCGUUGCUGCUGAAGCGGGGCGCGAUGCGGGAUGUCAUCGAUUUCGAUAAUCACUUGGACAAUCCGGAGAACGACUGGACCAAUCAGUUUCUGAAUCAAUCGCUGAAGGAUUUGCAAAAGUUGUACUAGUACUGCAUAUGUUAAACAAUUAGAAAAUGUGCAUUUGAAAUGAGUGGAGAGAGCAGAGCAGAGCCGGAAUUUCAACCUUGCAAUUUAAUUUAUUGUAUGUAAUUACAAUUGGAUUUCAGUUAAUCUUUAGAAUAAUGCAUAUAAGUUAAAUAACAUUCAACUAAUUAAUAAAUAAUCAAUUCUUUCGUAUUGGUUUUGCGGGUACAAGUCCUAUCCCUAUCCGGUCCGUAAUUCCGUCUCUGUGUUAUAUAUUUUUCAUUUCUUUGUCAUCCCGUCGUAAUGUUUUUGUUUUGAGUGCGUGUCGUCAGUUAAACCUAAAUAUGUUUACAAUUACCAUUAAUAAUAAAUACAAAUGAAUAAUAUGCAUAGAA
Molecule: messenger RNA, 1062 nt
Organism: Drosophila grimshawi
Lineage: Eukaryota; Metazoa; Arthropoda; Insecta; Diptera; Drosophilidae
Gene: EMC8-9
Product: ER membrane protein complex subunit 8/9 homolog
Exons: 2
Coding region: 83-691 (202 amino acids)
Cellular component (GO): EMC complex
Source: RefSeq, a predicted model, not a curated record